GCGCGGGGGGCGGGCGCGGGGAGCGCUCCAAGAUGGCGCCCUCCGCAGUCCCGCCCGCUGCAGCCUCGGCGCCUCUGCAGUCCGGCCGCGCCUCCCGGGCCCCGCGCUAGGGCCGCCGCUGCCUCCCUCGCCGCCGCUGCCAGCUGCUCUGUCCUGGACGCAGCAUAACUAACGAAGCUGCUGCAGGAUGAGAAGAUGGCAGCGCGGCUGCUCGCACCACCAGGCCCUGAUAGUUUCAAGCCUUUCACCCCUGAGUCACUGGCGAACAUCGAGAGGCGCAUUGCUGAGAGCAAGCUCAAGAAACCGCCAAAGGCCGACAGCAGUCAUCGUGAAGACGAUGAGGACAGCAAGCCCAAGCCCAACAGUGACCUGGAGGCAGGGAAGAGUUUGCCUUUCAUCUAUGGGGACAUCCCACAAGGCCUGGUCGCUGUACCCCUGGAGGACUUUGACCCAUACUAUUUGACGCAGAAAACCUUUGUAGUAUUAAACAGAGGGAAAACUCUCUUCAGAUUUAGUGCCACGCCUGCCUUGUACAUUUUAAGUCCUUUUAACCUGAUAAGAAGAAUAGCUAUUAAAAUUUUGAUACAUUCAGUAUUUAGCAUGAUCAUUAUGUGCACUAUUUUGACCAACUGUGUAUUCAUGACUUUUAGUAACCCUCCUGAGUGGUCGAAGAAUGUGGAGUACACGUUCACAGGGAUUUAUACAUUCGAAUCACUAGUGAAAAUCAUCGCAAGAGGUUUCUGCAUAGAUGGCUUUACUUUUUUACGGGAUCCAUGGAACUGGUUAGAUUUCAGUGUCAUCAUGAUGGCGUAUAUAACAGAGUUUGUAAACCUAGGCAAUGUUUCAGCUCUACGCACUUUCAGGGUACUGAGGGCUUUGAAAACUAUUUCGGUAAUCCCAGGCCUGAAGACCAUUGUGGGCGCCCUAAUUCAGUCCGUGAAGAAGCUGUCAGAUGUGAUGAUCCUGACAGUGUUCUGUCUGAGUGUUUUUGCCUUGAUCGGCCUGCAGCUAUUCAUGGGCAACCUGCGGAACAAGUGUGUCGUGUGGCCCAUAAACUUCAAUGAGAGCUAUCUUGAAAAUGGCACCAAAGGCUUUGAUUGGGAAGAGUAUAUCAACAAUAAAACAAAUUUUUACACGGUUCCUGGCAUGCUGGAACCUUUACUCUGUGGGAACAGUUCUGAUGCUGGGCAAUGUCCGGAGGGAUACCAGUGUAUGAAAGCAGGAAGGAACCCCAACUAUGGUUACACAAGCUUUGACACGUUCAGCUGGGCUUUCUUGGCAUUAUUUCGCCUUAUGACCCAGGACUACUGGGAAAACUUGUAUCAGUUGACCUUACGAGCAGCUGGGAAAACAUACAUGAUCUUCUUUGUCUUGGUCAUCUUUGUGGGUUCUUUCUAUCUGGUGAACCUGAUCUUGGCUGUGGUGGCCAUGGCUUAUGAAGAGCAGAAUCAGGCAACACUGGAGGAGGCAGAGCAAAAAGAGGCUGAAUUCAAGGCAAUGUUGGAGCAACUUAAGAAGCAACAGGAAGAGGCACAGGCUGCUGCGAUGGCCACUUCAGCAGGAACUGUCUCAGAAGAUGCCAUAGAGGAAGAAGGUGAAGAAGGAGGAGGCUCUCCUCGGAGCUCAUCUGAAAUUUCUAAACUCAGUUCCAAGAGUGCCAAAGAAAGACGGAACAGGAGAAAGAAGAGGAAGCAAAAGGAACUCUCUGAAGGAGAGGAGAAGGGAGAUCCUGAGAAGGUGUUUAAGUCAGAGUCAGAAGACGGUAUGAGGAGGAAGGGCUUUCGGCUGCCGGACAACAGAAUAGGGAGGAAGUUUUCCAUCAUGAAUCAGUCACUGCUCAGCAUCCCGGGCUCCCCGUUCCUCUCCCGCCACAACAGCAAGAGCAGCAUCUUCAGCUUCAGGGGGCCCGGGCGCUUCCGGGACCCGGGCUCGGAGAACGAGUUCGCGGACGACGAGCACAGCACGGUGGAGGAGAGCGAGGGCCGCCGCGACUCGCUCUUCAUCCCGGUCCGGGCGCGCGAGCGCCGCAGCAGCUACAGCGGCUACAGCGGCUACAGCCAGGGCAGCCGCUCCUCGCGCAUCUUCCCCAGCCUGCGGCGCAGCGUCAAGCGCAGCAGCGCGGUGGACUGCAACGGCGUGGUGUCCCUCGUCGGCGGCCCCGGCUCCCACAUCGGCGGGCGUCUCCUGCCAGAGGCUACAACUGAGGUAGAGAUUAAGAAGAAAGGCCCUGGAUCUCUCUUAGUCUCCAUGGACCAACUGGCCUCCUAUGGACGGAAGGACAGAAUCAACAGUAUAUUGAGUGUGGUUACAAAUACACUAGUAGAAGAGCUGGAAGAGUCUCAGAGGAAGUGCCCGCCAUGCUGGUAUAAAUUCGCCAAUACUUUCCUCAUCUGGGAGUGUCACCCCUACUGGAUCAAACUGAAGGAGAUCGUGAACUUGAUCGUCAUGGACCCGUUUGUAGACCUGGCCAUCACCAUCUGCAUCGUCCUCAACACACUGUUCAUGGCUAUGGAGCACCACCCUAUGACGCCUCAGUUUGAGCACGUCUUGGCUGUAGGAAAUCUGGUUUUCACUGGAAUUUUCACAGCGGAAAUGUUCCUGAAGCUCAUAGCCAUGGACCCCUACUAUUAUUUCCAAGAAGGUUGGAACAUUUUUGAUGGAUUUAUUGUCUCCCUCAGUUUAAUGGAACUGAGUCUAGCAGACGUGGAAGGGCUUUCUGUGCUGCGAUCUUUCCGAUUGCUCCGAGUCUUCAAAUUGGCCAAAUCCUGGCCCACCCUGAACAUGCUGAUCAAGAUUAUUGGAAAUUCAGUGGGUGCCCUGGGCAACCUGACACUGGUGCUGGCCAUUAUUGUCUUCAUCUUUGCUGUGGUGGGGAUGCAGCUCUUUGGAAAGAGCUACAAAGAGUGUGUUUGCAAGAUCAACCAGGACUGUGAACUCCCUCGCUGGCACAUGCAUGACUUUUUUCAUUCCUUCCUCAUUGUCUUUCGAGUGUUGUGCGGGGAGUGGAUCGAGACCAUGUGGGACUGCAUGGAGGUGGCCGGCCAGGCCAUGUGCCUCAUUGUCUUCAUGAUGGUCAUGGUCAUUGGUAACUUGGUGGUGCUGAACUUGUUUCUGGCCUUGCUCCUGAGCUCCUUCAGUGCAGACAAUCUGGCAGCCACGGAUGACGAUGGGGAGAUGAACAACCUACAGAUCUCAGUAAUCCGCAUCAAGAAGGGUGUGGCUUGGACCAAACUCAAAGUGCAUGCCUUCAUGCAGGCCCACUUCAAGCAACGUGAGGCCGAUGAAGUGAAACCUCUGGACGAGCUGUAUGAAAAGAAGGCCAACUGCAUUGCCAACCACACCGGCGCAGACAUCCACCGGAAUGGGGACUUCCAGAAGAACGGCAAUGGCACAACCAGUGGCAUCGGCAGCAGUGUGGAGAAGUACAUCAUCGAUGAGGACCACAUGUCCUUCAUAAACAACCCCAACUUGACCGUGCGGGUGCCCAUUGCAGUAGGCGAGUCUGAUUUUGAGAACCUCAACACAGAGGACGUUAGCAGCGAGUCGGAUCCUGAAGGCAGCAAAGAUAAACUGGAUGACACUAGCUCCUCGGAAGGAAGCACCAUUGACAUCAAACCAGAAGUAGAGGAAGUCCCUGUGGAACAGCCAGAGGAAUACUUGGAUCCAGAUGCCUGCUUCACAGAAGGUUGUGUCCAGCGAUUCAAGUGCUGCCAGGUCAACAUUGAAGAAGGUCUAGGCAAGUCUUGGUGGAUCCUGCGGAAAACCUGCUUCCUCAUCGUGGAGCACAACUGGUUCGAGACCUUCAUCAUCUUCAUGAUUCUGCUCAGCAGUGGUGCCCUGGCCUUCGAGGACAUCUACAUCGAGCAGAGGAAGACCAUCCGCACCAUCCUGGAGUACGCUGACAAAGUCUUCACCUAUAUCUUCAUUCUGGAGAUGCUGCUCAAGUGGACGGCCUACGGCUUCGUCAAGUUCUUCACCAACGCCUGGUGCUGGCUGGACUUCCUCAUUGUGGCUGUCUCUUUAGUCAGCCUUAUAGCUAAUGCCCUGGGCUACUCGGAACUAGGUGCCAUAAAGUCCCUUAGGACCCUAAGAGCUUUGAGACCCUUAAGAGCCUUAUCACGAUUUGAAGGGAUGAGGGUGGUGGUGAAUGCCUUGGUGGGCGCCAUCCCCUCCAUCAUGAAUGUGCUGCUGGUGUGUCUCAUCUUCUGGCUGAUUUUCAGCAUCAUGGGCGUUAACCUCUUUGCGGGAAAGUACCACUAUUGCUUUAAUGAGACUUCUGAAAUCCGAUUUGAAAUUGAAGAUGUCAACAAUAAAACUGAGUGUGAAAAACUCAUGGAGGGGAACAAUACAGAAAUCAGAUGGAAGAAUGUCAAGAUCAACUUUGACAACGUUGGGGCAGGAUAUCUGGCACUUCUUCAAGUGGCAACCUUCAAAGGCUGGAUGGACAUAAUGUAUGCAGCUGUAGAUUCCCGAAAGCCUGAUGAGCAGCCUAAGUAUGAGGACAACAUCUACAUGUACAUCUACUUUGUCAUCUUCAUCAUCUUCGGCUCCUUCUUCACCCUGAACCUCUUCAUUGGUGUUAUCAUUGAUAACUUCAAUCAACAAAAGAAAAAGUUUGGAGGUCAGGACAUCUUCAUGACUGAAGAACAGAAGAAGUACUACAAUGCCAUGAAAAAACUGGGCUCAAAGAAGCCACAGAAACCCAUUCCCCGGCCCGUGAAUAAAAUCCAAGGUAUCAUCUUUGAUUUUGUCACUCAACAAGCCUUUGACAUCGUCAUCAUGAUGCUGAUCUGCCUUAACAUGGUGACAAUGAUGGUGGAGACGGACACUCAGAGCAAGCAGAUGGAGAACAUCCUCUACUGGAUCAACCUGGUCUUCGUCAUCUUCUUCACCUGCGAGUGUGUGCUCAAGAUGUUUGCCUUGAGGCACUACUACUUCACCAUCGGCUGGAACAUCUUCGACUUCGUGGUCGUCAUCCUGUCCAUCGUGGGCAUGUUCCUGGCUGAUAUAAUUGAAAAAUACUUUGUUUCCCCAACCCUAUUCCGAGUCAUCCGAUUGGCCCGUAUCGGCCGCAUCUUGCGUCUGAUCAAAGGUGCCAAAGGGAUUCGUACCCUGCUCUUUGCCUUAAUGAUGUCCUUGCCUGCUCUGUUCAACAUUGGCCUUCUGCUCUUCCUGGUCAUGUUCAUCUUCUCCAUCUUCGGGAUGUCCAAUUUUGCAUAUGUGAAGCAUGAGGCUGGCAUUGAUGACAUGUUCAACUUCGAGACGUUUGGCAACAGCAUGAUCUGCCUGUUUCAGAUCACGACCUCAGCUGGUUGGGAUGGCCUGCUGCUGCCCAUCCUGAACCGCCCCCCUGACUGCAGUCUGGAUAAGGAGCACCCAGGGAGUGGCUUUAAGGGAGACUGCGGGAACCCCUCAGUGGGCAUCUUCUUCUUUGUAAGCUACAUCAUCAUCUCCUUCCUCAUCGUUGUGAACAUGUACAUCGCCAUCAUCUUAGAGAACUUCAGUGUGGCCACAGAGGAAAGUGCAGACCCUCUGAGUGAGGAUGACUUUGAGACCUUUUAUGAGAUCUGGGAGAAGUUUGACCCUGAUGCCACCCAGUUCAUCGAGUACUGUAAGCUGGCAGACUUUGCAGAUGCCUUGGAGCACCCGCUCCGAGUGCCCAAGCCCAACACUAUUGAGCUCAUUGCCAUGGACCUGCCGAUGGUCAGCGGGGAUCGCAUCCACUGCUUGGACAUCCUUUUUGCCUUCACCAAGCGGGUCCUGGGAGACAGUGGGGAGUUGGACAUCCUUCGGCAGCAGAUGGAGGAGCGGUUCGUGGCAUCCAAUCCUUCCAAAGUGUCUUAUGAGCCAAUCACGACUACACUGCGGCGCAAGCAGGAGGAGGUGUCCGCAGUGGUUCUGCAGCGCGCCUACCGGGGACAUUUAGCAAGGCGGGGCUUCAUUUGCAAAAAGAUGACUUCCAAUAAGCUGGAGAAUGGAGGCACACACCGGGAGAAAAAGGAGAGCACCCCUUCUACAGCCUCCCUCCCAUCUUAUGACAGUGUAACUAAACCUGAAAAGGAGAAACAGCAACGGGCAGAGGAAGGAAGAAGGGAAAGAGCCAAAAGACAAAAAGAGGUCAGAGAAUCCAAGUGUUAGAGGAAAUCAAAAAUUAAAUAUUGUACCGAUUUAAAACUUGCAAGUAAAAGAUUGUUUACAAACUUCCUGAAUAUUAUCAAUGCAGAACAGCUGUGGAGACACUUCACCCAGAAGAUCUAUACCAAACGUAGUCUGCUUACCAGUCUUGAGCAGUGACCUCCCAAGGGCAAAGGACCCUGCUCCCUGGACUCACAGAUGUUCUAGUGCUUGGGCAGCUGGUUACUGCAUGUUCCACAUCAGUCAGUGCAACUUAGGACAAAACCAACAGGAUACAAAAACAGAGAGGCUGCCGGGACCAGCAGAUUUCUGUUGCAGCCAAAUGGAUUUUAUUUUUUCAUUUUGUUGAUUCUCAGAAGCAGAAAGCAUCACUUUAAAAGUUUGUUUGUUCAUGCAAACUCUAUUUGCAUUCUUACCUUAGUUAAGCUAAGCAGCAAAAAGAAAAAACACACACACUCACAUUUAGCCCAUGUCAUUUAAUUGUCAGUUUCUUUGGCAUAAACGGCAUCUUCUCCACAUGGGCAUCACAUGGUUUGGCAAAGGGUGGGGGAAAACGAUCAGGUUUCUUCAGGCUGAGGAGGACUUGCUCAGGCCGAUCCAAACGUUGUGCUUAUUCAAUGCAUAGAAAUGAUUUGCAUGAUGGCAUGCUGUGAUCAGAAGUCAUGCAUGAGAACCAUACACCACAGGACACUCCUAAUCCUGUCCCCUGCACUGGGUCAGCCUUUGGAUAGGACCCAGCCUUGCACCGUUCACUGUAUUUGGAGGAAAAAAUGGUAAGAGUUCCAUACCCGCUGCAAUUCUUUAUGAAUUCUGAGAAGUCUUUCAUACACCUUCUGGGUAGGGAAACAUGACCAACCAAUUGACCACCACCACCAACAAAAAACAAACCCAAUCCAACAAGCAGAUGGAUCCGUUGUAUGUAUAUGUUGAACAGAUGUCUCUAACAUACAGCCAUUGUUGCACAUUCUGAAAGAUGAACUAUUUAAUGCUGCUCUGUGUCCCAGACGUGGGGAAAUUUUGGUCUUGAAUGGCUUGUAUUAAUAAUGUCACUGUAAAACCAAAUCCUAGGGCUAAAAACAAAAAUCAAAAAAAAAAAUGUUCAUUUGUAUCUUGCAAUAUUUAUGAGGAUUGUUUAGCCUUCAUACUGGAAAACUGACAUUCAUUUGGGGCAGAGAUGAAAGUGCUAUUCAAAGUGGCACAUUAUCUCUAGAGGGUAUUGGGGAACUUAAACAACCUUUUGUUGGGGCCUAGGGGUACUCACUUCAUUCAGUGCCAUGUCCUCUUGCACUGUGGCUUUCUCCGGGCCUGGGGCCACACGGAGAGGUGUUCAGGUGUCCUGGACGGUCUCUCCUCUACAGAGCGUGGCGCACAUUCACACAUUGCAUGAUUCCUUUGGCUUCCAUCACAUUUUCCCACCAAGCGGGGCUUCCCCUACCCACAGAGGUGGGUGAGGGCAGCAGCACCGGGGCUAAGGCUGUGGUUUCUUUCUUUACUAAUAGACUACAUAGUCACCAGUGGGACCAGAGGCAGAGCUGGAGCCGCCUCUGAACCAAGCCCACUUGGUUUCUUUAUUGCACUGGUUCUCAUGAGAAAGCGACUUCAUAUGAGAUGUUCCAGCUCCCCCACCUCAUUCCCUUUCAGCCAGUUUUGCUGUCUGCUUCGCGACCUGCCCAUGGCCAUUGGAGGGUGGCUUUAGGGGGAGCUUCAUAUCUCCAGUCCAUCUCCUGCUUUAGGGAAGACGGUUCUUAGUCCAGGGGUGUCUUAUAUGACAACUAGAUUUCAAAACCAAGAUGCUGCAAU
Molecule: messenger RNA, 7935 nt
Organism: Manis pentadactyla (Chinese pangolin)
Lineage: Eukaryota; Metazoa; Chordata; Mammalia; Pholidota; Manidae
Gene: SCN8A
Product: sodium voltage-gated channel alpha subunit 8
Exons: 27
Coding region: 196-6138 (1980 amino acids)
Biological process (GO): neuronal action potential; membrane depolarization during action potential; sodium ion transmembrane transport
Cellular component (GO): plasma membrane; axon; voltage-gated sodium channel complex
Molecular function (GO): voltage-gated sodium channel activity; protein binding
Source: RefSeq, a predicted model, not a curated record